Messenger RNA from Canariomyces notabilis, 2100 nucleotides. RefSeq lists its product as uncharacterized. The coding region runs from base 1 to 2100 and encodes 699 amino acids. The record is from RefSeq and is a predicted model, not a curated record. Lineage: Eukaryota; Fungi; Ascomycota; Sordariomycetes; Sordariales; Chaetomiaceae. Gene Ontology annotation, molecular function: protein binding. The transcript is spliced from 5 exons.
AUGGCCGUCACGGGCGACGUCUAUAACUCGACCGAGAAUUUGAUUCUGGCGAAGCCGCGCAGGCAUUUCCGGGCCGGCGUUCGCUGGCAUCACUGGCAAUUGCGGUCUCUGCUCGGGACUGACGGCCAGAAUGUCGUCUAUUUCCCAGUUGGCACCGAUCAGCGAAAUGUCCACGUCCAGCGCUUAAACACCAAGACGCGGGAGACCGAGAGUGUCAAGAAACUGAGCUUCAUGCCCAGGUGUCUGGUAGCUCGAAAAGGCUGGGUAUGCUGCGGGGGCGAGUUGGGCCAGUUCAGUGCCUUUCGAGUAGGGGAAGAGGCCGGAAGGGGAAGUGACCUGCAACCGGACGAUCGCCUUCCCUUGUCCUUGGACCUCCCAGAAGCCAUUUCCUCGUCCCUCGCCGAAGCCCUCUCCGACAAGAAUAUGGUAGUGCGGAGCAACGUCUUUGGCAAAGAUCGGGUUAAUUGCAUUACCCUCUGGUUCCCGCCCAUGCUCGGCGAAGCAUGUGAAGGGGCAUACGAUCAGGAUGUUGCAGUGCUGGCCAACAAUGACAGCUCCGUCGUUGUGGUCAGCCUCCGGGACCAGGAAACUUUGGAUAAGAUCCAAUAUCCCGACUACAUGAACCGCGGCGUCAUAUCUCCGGAUGGGCGGGUUCUCAUUGCCAUUAGCGACGAUCCCUACCUAUACAUACACGAGAGGAGAGAGAAGAAAGGCGAGUCGGGGAUAUCUUUCCGGGUUGCUGACCGACCCCUCUAUGAAUGGGCUCCUUGCGGUAGAAUCCAGCUGAAAAGUCAAAGCAAGGAUGACCGGUCUGAUAGCAGAGGAAGCUUUGCUGCCUGCUUCUCUAGCACGGGAAGAUACCUUGCUGUCGGAACCCAAUAUGGGACUAUUUCAAUAUUCGACACUGCGGCCUUGAUCAUACCCGGAGUGGAUCCAUUACUCAUGACGUUCACCACGUCGCGACCGAAUGCAGAACAUGGCGCUGUGAGGGACAUGGCCUUUUCUCCCGGACCUACUGACCUUCUGGCCUGGACCGAAGACCGAGGCCGCGUAGGCAUUGCGGAUAUCCGCACAGGUUUCGACUCCCGGCAGAUACUGUAUCUCGACAGGGAUGAUGACUUCGAGCACGUGGACGUUACGGAUCGAAAUACGAUCGAUCCGCGCCUUCUGGAACGACACGAUCGUGCUGAAGCUUUAUUAUCGAAUCUUGCGGAUACGCUAGAGACCCGACAUGCCGGUCAGUCAGAAGGACAAGAGUCACCAGGGCGUUACAACGUUCCGCUAAGCCCGGAGGAGACUGCCGUCUUGGAGGCCAUACAGGAUUUCCGCAGGCGCCAGGAUCAGUACAACAAUUCAGGUUCGACCAGGAUUGGCAGGGAAAGUAGCAGCAACAACAAUGGUAAUGGCGGUAGUGGCACCGGCACCAGUACGCGGUCACCUUGGGCCGAGAGAGCGACGCGCUCAGCACUGACACCGGAUAGCGCCAGGCCGAGAGAGCGCACGGCAAGCGUGAACCAAGCGGUCAACGAGAUCCUGGACAAUAUUCGCGACCAGAGAGAGCGUAUCCGCGACAGUCAGGAGCGUAUGCGGGCAAGAGGAGAGGAUUACAUCACAACUGAAAGGCGCCGGUAUGCAGGCAACCCCUUUUCUGGACGUGCGAGCGGCCUGGGGAUCACGGGUUCCGGGAGUAGCGAGCGCCGCGCAGUGAUUUCGCGCCUCAUGUCAAACACCAACCCGGCGUCCACUGGCGGCUGGGAUAACGUUGAGGCUUUGUACGACGACCCCUCACCUGACAGUGGCGAUCCGCCACCGGACCCCCCCGACGAGACCCAGCAUCCACUCUUUCAUUUCAGAUCCUUUGCUGACGCGCAGCGGCGUUUGCACAGAGCGGCCUACCUUAUGCGCGAGUGGGAUGAGAACCCGUCGCGGCGGAUCUUUGGAACAUACACGCCUCAUAUCCGCCCUGGGCCCUACGACACCGCCGGGUUGUCGUGGAGCGAAAAUGGCGACGUCCUGUUCGUCGGCGCCGAGAACGGCAUUUACGAAUUUCGUGUAAAUCUAUUUGAGCGGAAAUUGUCGCCCAGCAUCACCUUAAGUUAG